CCCAGUCCAACACAUCAUCUAUUACACCUCACAUCACCCUCCCUCCGAUACAUACAAUACAACACCUCCAACCCCCCCCUCUACUCCAUCAUCUACCGAACCCUGAAAAGAUGUCCCUCCAAACCCCCCGCGUCCUCCCCGCCCACCUGCACGCCUUCCACCCCUCCUCCUCGACCACCAGCAAACACACCGUCCGCAUCCUGGGCACCGUCUCCGCCCUGCGCGGCGACACCGCCACCCUCACCUGCGGCGGCUCGGGGGACGUCACGAUCAUCCUGAAGCCCGACUCGCAUCUGCAGCUGGGGAAAUUGGUUGAGGUGAUUGGGAAGGUGACGGAUUUGAAUGAGGGGGGCGUUGGGAUCCGAUUGCUCGGCGUGACGGAUCUGGGGGAUCCGGCGGAUUGUGAUUACAAGAUCUAUGAGCAGGUGGUCAACGCCACGCAUAAGCUGAAGUCGAUUUUCUAUGAUUCGAAUGAGUGAAGUGAGGUGGAGAGGUGGUGAUGAGGUUGAGGUUGAGGUUGAGGUUGAGUGAUAUACCCCUGUUGCGGUCGGAGGAUUGGAGGGAGAGUGCAUGUUGUUGUUCUUGUUGUUCCAAUAUUUGUUGUUCCAAUAAAUAAAAUGGUGUUAAUCGUCUGUUCGGGGUUGAACCUUGAAGGACAGAGAGUAGUUGUAAGCCUGGUCGGGUCGGACGUGAGAUCUACGGAGUACA
Molecule: messenger RNA, 708 nt
Organism: Aspergillus fijiensis CBS 313.89
Lineage: Eukaryota; Fungi; Ascomycota; Eurotiomycetes; Eurotiales; Aspergillaceae
Product: putative ssDNA binding protein Ssb3
Exons: 3
Coding region: 111-479 (122 amino acids)
Biological process (GO): DNA replication; mismatch repair; double-strand break repair via homologous recombination
Cellular component (GO): site of double-strand break; DNA replication factor A complex; nucleus
Molecular function (GO): damaged DNA binding; single-stranded DNA binding
Source: RefSeq, a predicted model, not a curated record